AUGUAUAUAAACUAAACCAAAUGUAAAUGUAAAGCCAAAAUGUAAAUGUAAACCAACAUUUACAAGUUUGACUAUAAACACGAUUUCUAUUCAGCGAUUUAAUAUUAAAUAUCUUAUUUUGUUAUUUAAACUCCAAUAAUCAUUGUUUCUUGGGUGAUAUUCUUUCUGAAAAGAAUAACAAAAUAAAGAUAAUAAAAUACUAUUAUACAUACAAAAAUUGAGGAUUCAAUCCAGUUUUAUACAAAGAAUAAUAUGCUGAUUGAAAAAAAAAAAAAUUAGCCCAAUUCAAAAAGAAAUAAAGAAAAAAUAUUCAUCAAUAUUUUUGAAAACAAAAAUACGAAAAAAGAAAAGAUAUAAACUAAAUCCAAUUUAAAUCGGAAUAGACUAAUUAAUUCAUCAUGGAGUCUUCCUUCCAAAUUAUUUACAAGGGGAGUCAAAAGUCCUUGAAGUUCACGUACGAAGACUUGUCAAAAGACAUAAAUAAAACGGACAAUGAAACUAUUCACUUAUUAAGCUUGGCCGUCAAGGUAGAUUCACUUUCCAAAAAAGAGACGUGUACAAAUAAGAUUCAGUUACUUCCUUUGCCAUCCUCUUAUAUAUAUACCCAUUAUCUGACAUGUAUAGUAGCUCAAAUUAACUUAAAAACUCACACUUAAGAUUUAAAACUCCAAAGAUGUCUCUUUUCACAUCUUUCUUCGCUUGUUUUGUCCCAAAAUCUAAAUCACGGGUUAACACAACCGAUAGUAACUUGGAAGUCUUGUCCUUGAAGAAACCGAAAAGCAAAACCGACUCCCCAAGAACUCCCACGAUCGUCGUAUCUUAUUUUCCAGUAGGCUCCAAUCUUUCCCGUCUGUAGAAAAUACGAAGAUGAAAGUUAGAUUUGGUAAUGUGAGAAGGCAGUGACACGACCACUACAUAUACAUUUUUGCUGGGUUUUUUUUGCUUUUAAUCAUUUGGAUCCGGGUUUUACCUGGUUUUAAUCUAUUCGGAUAGUAGAUAAGACAUUUAAGGAAAUUUGUAAUAAAAAAACGAAAUUAUCUCUUUAAUUACACAUAUUUUCUAUUUCCUUAACUUCUUCCCACAUUAAUUGGUUUUAUUCCUCAUUAUCUCUAGAUGAUUUUCAAAUAUUUAUGCCAUCUAAACUAAUUACUUCCA
This is a messenger RNA of Arabidopsis lyrata subsp. lyrata, 1155 nucleotides long. RefSeq lists its product as uncharacterized. NCBI's taxonomy places the organism in Eukaryota, Viridiplantae, Streptophyta, Magnoliopsida, Brassicales, Brassicaceae. The transcript is spliced from 2 exons. The coding region runs from base 674 to 856 and encodes 60 amino acids. The record is from RefSeq and is a predicted model, not a curated record.